AUAAAACUAGUGGUCCAUAAUUGAAAUAGACGGCCACGUCUGGCAUCGGUGACAACAGGGUUCCCUAGGCGACUCCUAGGCGACUCCCUAGGCGUUCGCUGGGAUGCCGCCGGCAACCCGCCUGCCGCUAGAUCGGCGGGUGGGAGGCCGGUUCUGGGCGUUGGCCGAAGAGGGAGAUGAGGGGGAAGGCAGUGAGGAUGAGGAAGAGUCGCCUACGACUCCGUUCAUGGCGGUGCUGGCAAGUUCACCGGAGUUGGAUGGAUCGCAGUCGACGUUGAUUUGCGAGCUGUUGAACUAGGGUUACGACGAAGAUGAUUUAAAGCUGGUGGUCGAGACUCUGGUACCGGCAUCUGAUCCGGUGAGAGACGGCCUUGCAACAACUGAUCACAAGGAGGUGAUCCGGCGGAUGGUGCUUCGCCGUACUUCGUCUCGGCCAUGGCGGGGGCCGAUACCCAAGGUAAGGCUGCCAGCGCUGACUUUUGGUGAUUUUCUAAUCCCAGGGGCUUGGUUGCAGGUUCAACGGCGACGGAAGGGACGGCGGUCGGCGGUGCCGCCGGAGGCGGAGGCGAGCCAGAUCUCGAUCCGGGAGGCAAGACUGGAGUGUUUGAAUUUGCUUCUGGGCCACAGGGAUUCGGGUGUGGUCCAGGUGGGCUCAGGGCAUGCGGCCCAGCCUCUUUUUCCUAAGCAUGCGGCUCAGCUGGUGGUGGAUGGGCCGUGCGAGCUGCAGAUCGCGGCCCAACCCGACAUGGGCAUGUCUAGGGUUCGGCCGACGAGGGCAAAGCCUGGUUUUCGAUCUUGCGGAUCAGACGGGCAUUGCGGGUUCGAGCAAACACGGCGCCCUUCGAUAGAGGUUCCUUUGCUGCUGUUCUCAUGGCGGGGAGGGGAUUGGAUCAGGCUGCGGCUGCUGGUUCAUCGGGAUCGGGACUGGGCCGGGCUGCUGCCGCCGUUGCUAAUGGCGGGCGCGGUUGAGCGAUUGGGUCGGGCCACGGCGGUGACCGUGGCGGAGCGGAUGCUCGUGGAGGAUUUGCGGGGAGAGAUGGUGGAGCUGGCUACGGCCGCGCCGCCGGAGGUGGCGGAGGUGCGCAUUAUGGACGCGGUGGCUACGACAACUUUGUGGCCGGCGAUGGUCGCAGAGGGGCGAGCGGAGGUGGCCAUCGGGCUCCAGUGCGCCAGUUUGAUGGGGAGGGUCGUGGAGUAUCGUCCGGCGCCGGUCGUGGUGACGCCGGCGGACAUGCUUUCUGUGCCCCGACCGGAGGUUUCGUCCAAGGGCCGGCGGGUUCUCAGCAAUAUGUGCCUCGCCGGGGAGGCUUCUUCAGGGGCGGACGUGGCGGCACGGGCAGAUUUGGCCGGAAUGGUCCCCGUGUCCCGCGCCGUGAUCCACCACCUCGCCGUGACCCGACGCCGACUACUGAUUUGGCUACAACGUCGGCGGAGGACAACGCGGCUGCUUCGACUUUGGUAGCUGACGCACCGGCAGAUAAGCGGCUUCCCGCGGAGGCGGCUGCGGUGGUUCGGGAUCUUGCGAACGCGGUUGUUCCGGCUGCGCCGACACCGGUGGAAAAUGCUUCUGACAAAGGUGAUACUGAUAAGUUGAGCAAAGGUCAGCGCAAGAGGGAGAAGACCUAUUGUUAUCGUUGUGGAGAACCAGGGCACUAUGCGGUUGGUUGUACGACGGAGCUUUGUAAUAUUUACUUGAGACCGAAACAUGAGGAAGCGUGCCCCCUUUUGUCAGCUCCUAAGCCGGUGGUGGACUUUUAUGGUGUAUGUGAUGAAAAACUUAUGUUCUUUGAGACACCAACAAUGAGAUCUUGUAGACCAUGGCUGGAGAAUGCUAAAACUGGCAUCAUUCGAGUGACUAAGGGCACUCUUUCAGAGGACCAAGUUAUUCUGGAACUUAAGAGAUUGGUCUCUAGCUCUGUUCAGUGGGCUCUCCUUCGGAUUGAUGAGACGACGUUUAAGGUUGACUAUCCUACGAAAUUUGAUCUAGACAAGAUUAAUGAGUUUGGCAUGUGUAAAGUUCCUGGCAGUGCUUGUAUUCUUGAGUUUGAUGAGUGGAAGCGCAAUGAUCCGGUGGGAGUUCCGCUUGUUCAGAUUUGGGUCAGAUUUUUUGGGCUACCCCCGGAACCGCUUAAUGACUUCUUGGAGACUUGGAGCCUAGGAUCUCUUAUUGGAAAGACUCUGGAGGUCGAUAUGACUUUUACUCGCAUGCAUGGCAUUUCACGUAUGCGUGUGGGAGUUCUGGAUGUGGAUGCGGUACCGUGCUUCUUAGGUUGGGUUUAUGAGGGUAUGAGUUAUGAUCUGAGGAUUGAGAUUGAGGGAGUUUCGAUGAUCCAAGAUGCAGACAAAGGCAUGGGUACUGAUGGUGGGACUGAUGGUGGGGACGGUAGGCAAGAUGAUCUCAUGGACCAUGAUCAGCCUGCUAACCAAUCUGGUGCUCCCGGAGGGCAGGGUAAGGAGUCCGAGGCCCCAGUGGGCAAGACCUCCACUUCGGCGCCCAUGGUAGGGCUUCGACGUGAUGCGCUUGAUGCGAUGGUGACACCAUCUCGGCUUCACAGAGCUGAUCUGGAGGAUGAUGACCCCAUCCCUACGGCUCCGGGGAGCACGAACCCCGCCCCCGCAUCGAUGCCCAUGGCAGGACUUCGCUUUGGGUCCUUUGGUGCUGUCUUGGCACCUGGGCGCCUGUGGGGGGAUCGGAUGGAGAGAGAUGAACACGUUGAGCAUGACUUACCUCCGUUAUCUCUAGUCCGGUUUUCUUUUUCUGAGGGUGGUGAUGCUUUGGCGGUGCCGGUGUCACCUAAGGGAAGCGACUCGAGGCAGACGGCCUUAGUUCUUCCCUCUUCGGUGGAGUUCCUGGAGUCAUCCAUCAUUGCGGCGGCUUAUCCGGGUGUCACAUAUCGGCGUGCUAUUCCUUCACCUCAACGACCGCAGGAGGCGGAUGUUGUGGUGGAGGGGUCUGGGCUCUCUUCCACUCCGACUCCGCAGGGGGACACGGCUUCUACACAGUUGUCGCAGGAGGCGACGACGGUGGAGGCGCCUCUUGUGGGAACGGUUCAGGAACCGGUGCCGGAGGUGGGCGUUCCGGCGUCACCUCCCACGGCUCACACUGGACGGGGGAUGGACAUUUCUAUCCCAGAGGUGGUGGCCUUUGGGGGUAUCCCAGAUCCGGCGUCGGGAGGGAGGCGUCCCAGCCGGCGUAUUCAGGAGCAGCCGGAUGCGGAUGAGUUUCAGCUCGGCCGCGCCAUGUGGAUGGCCAAGAUCCGCGACACGGAGUCUUCUACAGGUCAUCUUCAGAGCGUCUACUUGGAUCCGUACGUGGUCAUUACUCAGCCGUGCGGACCACAGGGAGCAUAUGGAUAUUGGGUGCAGCCGAUGGGAGAUGGUUGCACGGGAUACAUACAACCGGUUUGGAUGGCGGUCCAAUAAUAGGAUAGACGUUUCAUCUCCUAGUCUUUCUGGCGCCGGUUGUGAUUUUUAUUUUUGGCCGCUUGUGGCUUUUCUUUGUUUAGUAAGACCUUUGUUUCUUGUUGAGACUUCUUGUUGGAACCUUCGAGAUACCUUUUCUUAAUAAAUGGUUGUGUGCAUCAAGA
Aegilops tauschii subsp. strangulata is the source of this 3587-nucleotide messenger RNA. RefSeq lists its product as uncharacterized. Lineage: Eukaryota; Viridiplantae; Streptophyta; Magnoliopsida; Poales; Poaceae. The record is from RefSeq and is a predicted model, not a curated record.